Messenger RNA from Mastomys coucha (southern multimammate mouse), 2364 nucleotides. RefSeq names its product radial spoke head 6 homolog A (gene Rsph6a). The transcript has 6 exons. The record is from RefSeq and is a predicted model, not a curated record. The coding region runs from base 94 to 2226 and encodes 710 amino acids. Gene Ontology annotation, cellular component: axoneme; radial spoke. NCBI's taxonomy places the organism in Eukaryota, Metazoa, Chordata, Mammalia, Rodentia, Muridae. Gene Ontology annotation, biological process: cilium assembly; axoneme assembly; cilium movement involved in cell motility.
CCGCGCUAAUAACGUAACGGCAGGCAGGCAGGGUCCUGACUAGGGCAGCACUGGCUAGCCUUCCUCCAACAGGUCCACACACUUUUUUGAGGCAUGGGGGAACCACCGCCCAAUCCUGACCCUUCCCAAACCCGGAGGUCUUCCCAAGGCUCAGAAAGGGCACGGAGUCGAGAGUACUCGCAGCCUAUGUUACCUAUCCCGGAAGAUGGGUUGCAGCGACCACCUCCGCAGCGGGGCAGUCGGAGCAGUCAGGGCAGUCGGGGCAGUCAGGACCUUCAGGGAACUGGCCUACCCAACUGGCCACAGAGGUCCAGCCUGGUCCAGGAUGCUCAGGGUGAAGAAGGCACUGAGUACCACCCGUCCAUGACCUUAGGCUACCCGCGAGGCUUUCCCAUGGAGUUCCCACAAGAGGGUUACCUGGAUGAUAGGAUGAUGCAGCAGUUCCCGCAGGGCCAGGGCCUCUUAGAACAACUGGAGUCUACCUACCAAGACUCAGCCUCCGGAAUCCUGGGCCAGUUGAACUUGUACCCGAGAGAGGAAGAGGCAUUCAGCCAGCCCACGCAGCACGGACCCUACCUGAGGGACGACCCCACCCUCCACUUAGAGCCCUCUGACCUAGGCUUCAUGCCCUUUGUUGGAGAGGUGCCUGACCCCGAGCCUCGUGAGCUGGCAAUACAGAAUGCCAAGGCCUACCUGCUGCAGACCAGCGUGAGCUGCAACCUCAGCCUGUAUGAGCACCUGGUGAACCUGCUGACCAAGAUCCUGAACCAGCGCCCUGAAGACCCCUUGUCCAUCCUGGAGUCUCUGAACCGCACCACGCAGUGGGAAUGGUUUCACCCCAAGCUGGACACGCUGCGGGAUGACCCUGAGAUGCAGCCUACCUAUGAGAUGGCCGAAAAGCAAAAGGCUCUUUUCAUCAGGGGUGGAGGAGAAGGUGAACAGGAGAUGGAAGAGGAGGUGACUGACAGCCCGGUGCCCAACAUCAUGGAGACUGCCUUCUACUUCGAGCAGGCGGGCGUGGGGCUAAGCUCGGAUGAAAGCUUCCGAAUCUUCCUGGCCCUGAGGCAGCUGGUGGAGCAGCAGCCCAUCCACAUUUGCCGCUUCUGGGGCAAGAUCCUGGGCCUGAGCCGCAGCUACCUGGUGGCGGAGGUGGAGUUCCGCGAGGGCGAGGAAGAGGGAGAGGAGGAAGAGGUGGAGGAGAUGAUGGAGGGAGGCGAGGUUAUGGAGGCCCACGGAGAAGAGGAAGGAGAGGAGGAUGAGGAGAAGGUGGUAGACCCGGUGCCCAAGCCACAGUGGAAGCCUCCGCCCGUCAUCCCCAAGGAGGAGAGCCGCAGCGGCACCAACAAAUACCUGUACUUCGUGUGCAACGAGCCGGGCCGCCCGUGGACGCGCCUGCCGCACGUGACGCCCGCGCAGAUCGUGUGCGCGCGCAAGAUCAAAAAGUUCUUCACCGGCUUCCUGGACACGCCGAUCACCAGCUACCCGCCCUUCCCGGGCAACGAGGCCAACUAUCUCCGCGCGCAGAUUGCGCGCAUCUCCGCCGCCACGCACAUCAGCCCGCUGGGCUUCUACCAGUUCGGUGAGGAGGAGGGCGAUGAGGAGGAGGAGGGCGGCGCAGGACGCGACUCGUUCGAGGAGAACCCCGACUUUGAGGGCAUCCCCGUGUUGGAGCUCGUGGACUCCAUGGCUAACUGGGUACAUCACACUCAGCACAUCCUGCCUCAGGGGCGCUGUACAUGGGUGAACCCAUUGCAGAAGACAGAGGAGGAAGAAGAGCUAGGGGAAGAGGAAGAGAAGGCAGAUGAGGCGAUGGAGGAAGUAGAGCAGGAGGUUGGUCCUCCACUUCUGACUCCACUCUCAGAGGAUGCAGAAAUCAUGCACCUGUCGCCCUGGACCACCCGCCUCUCCUGCAGCCUCAGCCCUCAGUACUCGGUGGCCAUUGUGCGCUCCAACCUCUGGCCAGGGGCCUAUGCCUACGCCACUGGCAAGAAGUUUGAGAACCUGUAUAUUGGCUGGGGUCACAAGUAUAGCCCCGAGAACUUCAACCCAAUGUUGCCAGCUAUGAUUCAGCAAGAGUACCCCAGCGGCCCCGAAAUCAUGGAGAUGACCGACCCCACAGUGGAGGAGGAGCAGGCCCUGAAGGCUGCUCAGGAGCAGGCCCUGGCAGCCGCCGAGGAAGAGGAGGAGGAUGAGGAAGAGGAGGAAGAUGAGGACCUGGAAGACUGAGGCCCAAAAGCUCCUUCCCACAGUCCUUCCCCUUAUUCGUAGCAACAGAUUAUAUUUUUCCUAUUAGUUUUGUUCCCUGCCCUUGAAGGACACAGGUAAGAGACCACCCAGUGCUCCAAAUAAAACUCCCACAGCACA